Molecule: messenger RNA, 1202 nt
Organism: Octodon degus (degu)
Lineage: Eukaryota; Metazoa; Chordata; Mammalia; Rodentia; Octodontidae
Gene: Prelid3b
Product: PRELI domain containing 3B
Exons: 6
Coding region: 117-701 (194 amino acids)
Biological process (GO): phospholipid transport
Cellular component (GO): mitochondrial intermembrane space
Molecular function (GO): phosphatidic acid transfer activity
Source: RefSeq, a predicted model, not a curated record
CGCCGGCCUCACGGCGCCUGCGCGCUGCGGUGCCGGCCGGGUAAGGGGCGGGGCCGCAGCACCUCUGUGCCUCAUUGUCCCGAGCGCCUCCGAACACCGAGCGGGCCGCCGGCACUAUGAAGAUCUGGACUUCGGAGCAUGUAUUUGACCACCCGUGGGAAACUGUUACCACAGCUGCGAUGCAGAAGUACCCAAACCCUAUGAACCCCAGUGUAGUCGGGGUUGACGUGCUGGACAGACACGUCGAUCCUUCGGGCAAGCUGCACAGCCACAGACUUCUCAGCACCGAGUGGGGGCUGCCUUCCAUCGUGAAGUCUAUUAUUGGUUCAGCAAGAACCAAAACAUACGUGCAAGAACAUUCUGUAGUUGAUCCUGUGAAGAAAACAAUGGAACUCAAAUCUACUAAUAUUUCUUUUACAAAUAUGGUUUCAGUAGAUGAGAGACUUAUAUACAAACCACAUCCUCAGGACCCAGAAAAGACUGUCCUGACUCAGGAAGCCAUAAUCACGGUGAAGGGAGUCAGCCUGAGCAGUUACCUGGAAGGACUGAUGGCCAGCACAAUAUCUUCCAAUGCUAAUAAAGGCCGAGAAGCAAUGGAAUGGGUAAUACGUAAAUUAAAUGCUGAGAUUGAAGAAUUGGCAGCUUCAGCAAGAGGAAGCAUAAGGACACCCAUGGCGGCGGCGGCUUUUGUAGAGAAAUGAUAGAGAACAUUGGUACACAGCGCCAGGUCUCUCCAAGCUGACAAUGUAUUUAUUUGUUAUUUUUUAAAAAACAACUAUAUUUUAGGUCGAUUUUUUUUUUAUAAACUGGAGUAAAGCUUUGUGAUUUUCAUCAAAACAUAAAGUACAGGUGUUGUAAAUCACAGGGAUCAUCUGAUGUGAGUAUAACUUGAAAUAACUAAUUGUUAGGGUUGCAGUAUUUAUUGAAAUGUAACUUUUUAUAAAAGCACUAGGAAAAAUUAAUAUUGACAGUGAGUCUUCACAAGGUGGAAUAUUGAAGCUUUUCAGACAGCAGGACUUUCCCUGCUGUGGACCAAGCAGAGCCGCCUUUACACGCACAGGUUGCUGUGCUGCUGCAAACUAGACCUGGGGGGUACUUAAAAGGAGGGAUCACAUAGUUGUAAAAGACAUUAAUUAAUUUGUAUAAAAUAACUUGCUGUGCUAGAAACCACCGUGUUUUGAUCGAGUACUUAAAUGACAGUU